This is a messenger RNA of Bacillus rossius redtenbacheri, 933 nucleotides long. Its product is annotated as hatching enzyme 1.2. Gene Ontology annotation, molecular function: metalloendopeptidase activity; zinc ion binding. The transcript is spliced from 5 exons. Gene Ontology annotation, biological process: proteolysis. Bases 17 to 901 code for a protein of 294 amino acids. The record is from RefSeq and is a predicted model, not a curated record. NCBI's taxonomy places the organism in Eukaryota, Metazoa, Arthropoda, Insecta, Phasmatodea, Bacillidae.
GACAGGCCCAGGCAAGAUGGCGGCCGCGGGGGUGUUGUGUGUGGUCGCGGGCGCGCUGCUGGGACUCUGCGCGGCGAGGAGACACGGCCCCCUGCACCCCGCCCACCCGGGGGUCACCAGGAGCUCCGACGACGAAGUGGAGAGGCUGGUGUCCCAGUGGAGCCCCGCGGACCCGGUGAGCGCCUGGGAGCUGAGCGGCCUCUUCGAGGGGGACAUCAUGCUGGACGGCGACGGAGACCCCAGGAACGCGCUGCAGGACGAGGCGGUGCACUGGCUCAACGGCGUGGUGCCCUACGUCAUCGACAAGGAGCACUUCACCAAAGACCAGCUGGACGUGAUACACGAGGCCAUGAAGGAGUUCCACCAGAAGACGUGCCUCCGGUUCAGGCCGCACAAGAAGGCGGACGAGGACUACGUGAUGUUCCGCGGCAACCGCUCCGGCUGCUGGUCGUACGUGGGCAAGAGGGGCGGCGGCCAGGUCAUCAACCUGCAGACCAAGGGCUGCGUGCACCACGGCAUCGUGGUCCACGAGAUGCUGCACGCCCUGGGCUUCUACCACCAGCAGAGCGCACCCGAGAGGGACGACUUCGUCACCAUCAACUGGCAGAACAUCAAGACUGGCAAAGAGCACAACUUCCAGAAGCACAACGCCAGCAGGGUCACCAACUACGGCAUCUUGUACGACUAUGGGAGCGUCAUGCACUACAGCGCGCAUGCCUUCUCCAAGAACGGAGAACCGACCAUCACCCCUCUGGACAAGGAGGCGGAGAUCGGACAGCGGGACGGACUCAGCGAGAAGGAUGUGGCCAAGCUGCACUACAUGUACAACUGCAUGGACGACGACUCCGAGGAGAUGUACUGGGAGCUGCCCGAGGACCGUCUGCCCCCCAGCUCCAUCUAAGUCAAUAAAAAAAUAAAAAUAUUUGGAUUGAA